AUGCGUUACGCGAGGUGUCUCGGCUCCUGGAAACUCGGCGCUCUGGCGUGUUACCUGUUCGGGAAUGUAAUUGCGAUCGACGAUAGGCAGGGUUUCGGACACAUGUUCAAGUGGAGGAACUUGGAAGAAGCCUUCGACGAGGCUAGAAUCGUCAGGAAGCCGAUAUUCCUCCUGAUCUACAAGAGUGGCUGCCCCACUUGCGAGAAGCUGAAACCCAAAUUCAGGAACUCGCUCAGAAUCCACGAUCUCAGCCAGCACUUCGUUAUGGUGAACGCGAGGAAAGGUGAGAUGUCCGCGAAAGACGAGGCGAGAUUUCAACCAGACGGAACCUACGUCCCUAGAAUCUUGUUCUUCACCUCGGACGGCGAGUUUAUGGAAGACGUUUAUAAUCGUCAUCCGAAAGCCGACAACAAGUGUAAAUACUUUUACAGUAACACGACUCAGAUAAUAGACAGCAUGCUUUUAGCAUUGGAACGCUGUCCAAAGGAGUCAUAA
Harpegnathos saltator (Jerdon's jumping ant) is the source of this 495-nucleotide messenger RNA. Its product is annotated as thioredoxin domain-containing protein 12. The record is from RefSeq and is a predicted model, not a curated record. The coding region runs from base 1 to 495 and encodes 164 amino acids. The transcript is spliced from 2 exons. NCBI's taxonomy places the organism in Eukaryota, Metazoa, Arthropoda, Insecta, Hymenoptera, Formicidae. Gene Ontology annotation, cellular component: endoplasmic reticulum.